This is a messenger RNA of Contarinia nasturtii (swede midge), 750 nucleotides long. It is a transcript of the gene Rpb7, whose product is annotated as DNA-directed RNA polymerase II subunit RPB7. The coding region runs from base 143 to 664 and encodes 173 amino acids. The record is from RefSeq and is a predicted model, not a curated record. The transcript is spliced from 5 exons. Gene Ontology annotation, molecular function: single-stranded RNA binding; single-stranded DNA binding; translation initiation factor binding. Gene Ontology annotation, cellular component: RNA polymerase II, core complex; P-body. Gene Ontology annotation, biological process: DNA-templated transcription; positive regulation of translational initiation; transcription initiation at RNA polymerase II promoter. Lineage: Eukaryota; Metazoa; Arthropoda; Insecta; Diptera; Cecidomyiidae.
UGAAGCUUGUAAAUGUUGACAAUUGUAUAUCAACAAGCAGAAGCUGAACAAUAAACAAAUCCAAGUUGCACAGAAUUUACAGAAAAUCCAUUAAAAAAGAACAUUUAUUUGGAAUACGAAUACAUCGAAUCAAAUUUAGAAAAUGUUUUAUCACAUUUCAUUGGAACACGAAAUUUUGCUGCAUCCAAAAUACUUUGGGCCACAGCUUAUGGAAACAGUGAAACAGAAAUUGUAUACAGAAGUGGAAGGAACAUGCACGGGCAAAUAUGGAUUCGUAAUUGCUGUGACAACAAUCGACAAUAUUGGUUCGGGUCUCAUUCAACCUGGACAAGGCUUCGUCGUCUAUCCAGUUAAAUACAAAGCUAUUGUUUUCCGACCAUUCAAAGGUGAAGUACUCGAUGCGGUCGUAACUCAAGUCAACAAGGUGGGAAUGUUCGCUGAAAUCGGUCCAUUGUCAUGUUUCAUUUCACAUCACUCCAUUCCGGCCGAUAUGCAAUUUUGUCCGAACGGCAAUCCACCGUGUUACAAAUCACAAGAAGAAGACGUUGUUAUUGCGGCUGAAGAUAAAAUUCGAUUGAAAAUUGUGGGCACACGUGUUGAUGCAACUGGCAUUUUUGCGAUUGGAACGCUCAUGGACGAUUACUUGGGCUUAGUCGGCAGUUAAAUUAAUUUGUACAUUCAAACAUUUCAUUCAUUUAAAUACGAAACAAUCCCAAAUAAAUUUUAAACUAAAUUAAAAUAAAGACAUAA